ACAACAACACUGGACUUUAAUACAUGGCCAUUCUUAGAAAAUCCUGACCAAUCACAAUUUUACUUUCACUUCUACAAAGGAAACUCUCGUUCGUUUGUUUACCUCGAACUCCAUCAAUUUUAUGUGGGGCUAAAAUAAAGGAGUAGCUAUCUUAUCAAGACGUAGUAAACUUAACAAUGCCGCUGGAUACAGUAUUGUGCUUGGACACUUCAGGAUCAAUGGCUGGUCGAGGUAUGAGAGAACUAAAGCGAGCGGCCGAACAAUUUCUUGAAGGCAUCCAAGAAACAGCAAAACAGUCUGAUUUGAAGGAAAACGUUGCUAUUGUGGAAUUUGGAGGAAAUACUCGGAUUGUGAAGAAUUUGUCAACAGAUUACGUUGGUUUGAGAAGAUCUAUCAACAGUUUGUCAGCAAAUGGCCGAACACCAAUGAAGGAAGGUCUCACUCUUGCAAUGAAAGAGAUUCUUGAACAUGGUGGAGUGGUGAACGUAAAUGGUUUGAAGCUUUCUCCGCGCAUCGUGUUAAUGACGGAUGGAAAGCCCACAGGCGAAACAGAAACUCAGGCUAUAACUGAGGUUUUAACAGUCGCUGCGUUGUUUGGUCAACAUUGGAGACAGGUUGGUCUUCCUCAUCCAAUUCCCAUCGCUUGUGUUGGCUGUGGUGAUGCUGAUAAGAAACUUCUUGAAGGUAUUGCCAAAAUAACCAAAGGCAUGUUCACUAUGGUUGACAGUAUGGAGGAAUUGAGCACCUUCUUCCGCAGACAAGUUAUUCUGUCAAGAUUCGUUGCGCAAUUUUCUCAUGACAUGUCGCAGUUACGAUCAUUGCUGGCUCUACAACAGUUCAUGAGAGCUUGUGGGGAAGCCGUAGAAGAAGCAGAAGCGCGUUCUCUUCGUGGCCUUCUUGGUGCAAUGUUAAUUGGAGCAGCUUUGGAAGACAGCGAUGAUGAGGACGGAGAUAGUUCAUCUUAUCCUACCCCUCCACCACUGGGAACUCGUAUACGUCGAGGACCUCAAUGGAAAUGGGGGGAUCAAGAUGGAAAUGGAGUGGGCACUAUUGUCAAACACUCUGAUACAAAAGGCUGGGUCGAUGUUCGUUGGGAUAAUGGCAGGAAGAAUUCGUAUCGUUUUGGUAAAGACAAUGCAAUGGACGUAAAGGUUGUAAACGAGCCUCGUAAAGUGACAUUUCAUGAAGGCAUUAAAGUUGGUGUGCGUGUUGUUCGAGGUAAAGACUGGAAAUGGUCAAAUCAAGAUGGCGGAACUGGGUCAAAAGGAUACGUUUAUGAUGUCAGUGAGAUGACUGGAGUUUGCAAAGUCCGUUGGGAAGAUGGCAGCACAAAUACGUAUCGAAAUGGUGCAGAAGGAGCCUUUGAUUUACGUGUCUUGCCUGAGGACGUGAGUGGUAUGGGAACUAAACCAACCCCAGGAGCUAAUAGGGACCCUGAGGAUUGUACAGUGAUGUAGAAGUUAGCUUUCUUCAAGGAAGGCCUGUCUCGACGAUGCAGCCGGUCGAGAGUUUGAAGUAGAGGGCCACAAUAUACAGUAUUAACGUGUCAAUAUUCAUCGAUAUAAAAGUCUUCACGAAACUAUCAAGUAUAUAAUAUUCAGUAAAAUUUUCCGUUAGUGACGUUUAGUUAAAUAUCUAGGAAAAUUAGUGUUCCUUGUAUAGACGGUUAGAACAUUGAAACCAGAGUUGACAGUUAAAUUGGUUAAAAAAUUACGUA
This is a messenger RNA of Dendronephthya gigantea, 1717 nucleotides long. RefSeq lists its product as uncharacterized. Gene Ontology annotation, molecular function: ubiquitin-protein transferase activity; metal ion binding. The transcript has 15 exons. The coding region runs from base 177 to 1457 and encodes 426 amino acids. The record is from RefSeq and is a predicted model, not a curated record. NCBI's taxonomy places the organism in Eukaryota, Metazoa, Cnidaria, Anthozoa, Malacalcyonacea, Nephtheidae. Gene Ontology annotation, cellular component: cytoplasm. Gene Ontology annotation, biological process: protein ubiquitination.